Messenger RNA from Peromyscus leucopus (white-footed mouse), 1665 nucleotides. It is a transcript of the gene Dnajc24, whose product is annotated as DnaJ heat shock protein family (Hsp40) member C24. Gene Ontology annotation, molecular function: ferrous iron binding; ATPase activator activity. The record is from RefSeq and is a predicted model, not a curated record. NCBI's taxonomy places the organism in Eukaryota, Metazoa, Chordata, Mammalia, Rodentia, Cricetidae. The transcript has 5 exons. The coding region runs from base 136 to 582 and encodes 148 amino acids. Gene Ontology annotation, biological process: positive regulation of ATP-dependent activity.
GACUGGAAACGUAUUCCCACUGAACGCAGACUUCCGGCGGAAGGGAAAGUGGGUUCCGCUCUCUGCCCGAAUGGGCUCCAGCUGGCUCCCGCGUGAAACUUGCUUAUCUGAGAAGGCACACUUCCAAGGACAGGGAUGGCUUUUGAGCAGACACUCCAAAAGGAUUGGUACAGCAUUCUGGGGGCAGACCCGUCUGCAAAUGUGUCAGACCUAAAACAAAAAUAUCAGAAACUCAUAUUACUGUAUCAUCCAGAUAAACAAAGUACAGAUGUACCAGCAGGAACCAUGGAUGAACGUACACAGAAGUUCAUUGAAAUUGAUCAGGCAUGGAAAAUUCUAGGGAAUGAAGAAACCAAAAAAAUGUAUGACCUGCAGCGGCAUGAAGCUGAGCUAAGACGUAUGGGGCCAGUAGAUGCACAGGUGUACCUUGAAGAUAUGUCCUGGAACAAAGAUGAUGAGUCUUUCUCUCUGACCUGCCGAUGUGGUGGAAAAUACACUGUCUCUAAGGAUGAAGUAGAAGAAGUGAACCUGAUUUGUUGUGAUACGUGCUCACUGAUUGUAGAACUCCUUCAUCAGCAAUGAACUGUGCAUUCCUUCGAUCCUUUAACAUGGAUCCAGCAUGUCCAGAGGCCACUCAGUUUCAAGGAGACAGAUGCUUUCUUACUAGCUGUAUAAUUUACUAAGAUAAUAUAAGAUCUUCAAGCAAAGACCACUUCAGAUUAACAAAUUAAUUCAGUUGUUUACAUGUAUAAUUACAGGAUAUCACAAAAAGGACUUGGAAUAUACUUCUGGAUUUUUACCUGACUUUUGUUUUCUCCUUGGUACAAAAUAUUUCUUAUUUUUAUAUAGUUUGUAGUUUUUAUUUUUUAUAGUUUAUUCUUUAUAGUUACUAAGGGUUUUGUUUUUUGUUUUAAUCGCGCGCACGCGCGUGUGUGUGGCAAUAAGUGAGUCUGUGAAGAGUUGAUUUUUCUCUUCUUCUCCUAUGUGGGUCCUCAGGCUGUGGUAAGUGCCUUUACCUGCUGAACCAUCUAGCUGUCCCCAAUUAUGAAGUUGUUGAUGUAAAAGAUGAUGUUUUUAGUUACUGAAAUUUUUGCAUACUGUAUACCAAUUUCAAAUUUGCAGGCAUUUAAAUAAGAUUAGGAUUUUGUGAACAAAGUGUGAGCCCAGCUCUACUCUAAACAAGGCUGGAUAGGGAUCACUACAAAUGUAUUUCAAAGCUAGUAAAGAGGACCAAAUGUCAGAGAACUGACGGCAAUGGGCUGGAGGUGCCACACCUACAUGAGCUCUUUGUAUGUAACACUGUGUUUACAGUGUGGAGAUGAGUUCACUUUCCCAACACUGAGGGGCCCUUGUGGAGCACCUCUGAUUUCUGUGGUCUAACUCUUGGUGUUGUCAGAAGAGCGUAGGCUCGGAAUGCUGGUGUCUGACUUCUGUAAAGGCAGCUGACACAUGAGGCGCACUUGAGAGCAGAUUGCUUUCACUGUACAGACACCACCAAAGUUCAAAUGUCAGGCAGUCAUCAAGCUUCUCCCCCAAGAUAGGUUUAUGUCAUAAAAUUUAGAAAGAAAACUCGUUUGGGAUUUUUAUCCAAAUACUUUCAAUUAAUGUAUUUUGCAGAAUGUGAUGUUUACUUUUACAUUUAAUUAAAAACAUAAGUAAAACUGA